This is a messenger RNA of Rangifer tarandus platyrhynchus (Svalbard reindeer), 372 nucleotides long. Lineage: Eukaryota; Metazoa; Chordata; Mammalia; Artiodactyla; Cervidae. The record is from the annotation of a GenBank genome assembly.
AUGGGAGAGUGCCUUAGGCCAGAGGCUUCUGGUUCCCCUGGGUCCCAUCUUACAUGCACCUGUCCUUGUUCCAUCGUCCCCCCCGCCGUGGCCAUUCUUCUGGUGGGGCUAUGGGGUGGGUGCGGCGAUGGACCGGGCGGGCACAGAACAGGUGGGUGCAGGCUGGGUGUCCGGCGCUGGGACACAAGUGCUCUGUGUGUAGGGUGGGCGGAAGUCAGGGCGUUUGAUCUGAAUUCUAAAGGGCGUUGUUCAGAGCCCCACAAAGGUCCCAUUGUGCAGACACUGGGUAUAAAGCAGCAUAUGACUCCCCAGCACCGGGCGGUGAUGAAUUGGGACGCAGGCGCGAACCCAGGGACCACUCCCCCUGCAUAG